AGAGCGACUACUCGCGAGUCCGUGGGCGGUCGGUGGCCACCAGCCCAUCAGGAGCGCCGUACCUGGGAUUGGACUUCCCACCCCAUUCGCAUUCCAACGCGUAUCCUCUCUUUCUUUGCCCUUUCGUUUCGUUCCAUGAAACUGUUUCUUUCCCUCUUCCGCCGCCACUGCCCAUUCUUGGCGGCCCCGAAUACGUCCUCUCCGUUUCUCCUCCUCCUCGCCGCUACGAGAUCCACAUGGCGAGUUCCCAAGAGAAAGCGGUGGCGGUGAUCUUGAUGGGAGGUCCGACCAAAGGGACCCGGUUCAGGCCGCUGUCGUUGAACGUCCCGAAGCCGCUCGUUCCUUUGGCGGGGCAGCCCAUGAUUAACCACCCGAUCUCCGCCUGCAAAAGAAUCCCAAAUUUGGCGCGGAUAUACCUGAUCGGCUUCUACGAGGAGAGGGAGUUUGCUCUGUACGUCUCGUCCAUCUCCAACGAGCUUAGGGUUCCCGUGCGGUAUUUGAGAGAAGACAAGCCGCUUGGCUCGGCAGGAGGGAUCUACAAAUUUCGGGACCAUAUAAUGGAAGAGAACCCGUGUCACAUAUUUCUGCUGAAUUGCGAUGUUUGCUGUAGUUUUCCUCUGUCAGAAAUGCUAGAUGCACAUAGAAGACAUGGUGGUAUGGGUACUAUUUUAGUAAUCAAGGUCUCUGCUGAAACAGCCAACCAGUUUGGUGAGCUGGUUGCUGAUCCUGUCACAAACGAAGUCUUGCACUACACUGAGAGGCCUGAGACUUUUGUAAACGAUCUUAUUAAUUGUGGUGUAUAUGUAUUUACACCACAGAUUUUUACCAUCAUCCAGGAAGUCGUUUUGCAGGGGAAUAACACAGUUAAUUUGCGCCGUGAAACCAGCUUAGAAGCAUUCCAGUCAGUGGCUAAGGUGCUACCGCCAGAAUUUGUUCGGCUCGAUCAGGAUAUCCUGACUCCUCUUGCUGGAAAGAAAAAGCUUUAUACAUAUGAGACGGUUGACUUCUGGGAACAGAUCAAGACUCCAGGGAUGUCUUUGAGAUGCUCUGAAUUGUAUCUCUCCCAAUUUCGUCGUACCGCUCCACAUCUCCUAGCAACUGGAGAUGGCACCAGAAGUCCAAGUAUUACUGGUGAUGUUUUCAUCCAUCCAUCAGCAAAAGUGCAUGUAACUGCUAAGAUUGGACCUAAUGUCUCUGUUUCUGCAAAUGCCCGUAUCGGAGCUGGCGUGAGACUUAUCAGUUGCAUCAUCCUAGAUGAUGUUGACAUUAAGGAAAAUGCAGUUGUUAUUAAUUGCAUUGUUGGUUGGAAGUCAUCUAUUGGAAGAUGGGCUCGUGUGCAGGGUGAAGGAGACUACAAUGCGAAACUAGGGAUAACCAUUCUUGGUGAAGCUGUAGCAGUUGAAGAUGAGGUGGUUGUAAUCAACAGCAUUAUUCUACCAAACAAAACCUUGAGCAUUAGUGUACAAGAAGAAAUCAUCCUGUAGUUUGGUUUGGAGAAAAAUGGCUCUCAUGGGAAGAUGCCAUUCCUGUGGAGAACAAAAGUUGCACGAGAUAUUUGACCUAGUAAUGUUUUGAGUUUGUAUUUCUGAAUAAUAUUUUUUUGAGGAAAUUUCUUACUGCAAAUAUAUCUCUCGAGGAACCGUUCAAAUUGCA
Musa acuminata subsp. malaccensis (wild Malaysian banana) is the source of this 1653-nucleotide messenger RNA. RefSeq lists its product as uncharacterized. The record is from RefSeq and is a predicted model, not a curated record. Gene Ontology annotation, biological process: biosynthetic process. Lineage: Eukaryota; Viridiplantae; Streptophyta; Magnoliopsida; Zingiberales; Musaceae. Gene Ontology annotation, cellular component: cytoplasm.